CUGGGCGGGGUUUGGGCGGGGCCGGCGGUUGCGGUCCCGGUGCCCGCGGCUGCUGGGGCACAGGCGGUGGCGAGUGGAUACGCACGAAGCAUUCUGAUAAUGUGACAGUUGUGCUGCAGUGAUGUCGACUCUCUGUCCCCCACCAUCGCCGGCCGUUGCCAAGACAGAGAUUGCUUUAAGUGGUGAAUCUCCUUUAUUAGCAGCCACCUUUGCUUACUGGGAUAAUAUUCUUGGUCCUAGGGUCAGGCACAUUUGGGCUCCAAAGACUGAACAGGUACUUCUCAGUGAUGGAGAAAUAACGUUUCUGGCCAAUCACACUCUCAAUGGAGAAAUCCUCCGAAAUGCAGAGAGUGGGGCUAUCGAUGUAAAAUUUUUUGUCUUGUCUGAAAAAGGAGUAAUUAUUGUUUCAUUAAUCUUUGAUGGCAACUGGAAUGGGGAUAGGAGUACGUAUGGACUGUCAAUUAUACUUCCACAGACGGAACUUAGCUUCUAUCUCCCGCUUCACAGAGUAUGUGUUGACAGGUUAACACAUAUUAUCCGGAAAGGAAGGAUAUGGAUGCAUAAGGAAAGGCAAGAGAAUGUCCAGAAGAUAAUUUUAGAAGGCACAGAGAGAAUGGAGGAUCAGGGUCAGAGUAUUAUUCCAAUGCUUACUGGAGAAGUAAUUCCUGUAAUGGAAUUGCUUUCAUCUAUGAAAUCACAUAGUGUUCCUGAAGAAAUAGAUAUAGCUGAUACAGUCCUCAAUGAUGAUGAUAUUGGUGACAGCUGUCAUGAAGGUUUUCUUCUCAAUGCCAUUAGCUCACACUUGCAAACCUGUGGCUGUUCUGUCGUUGUGGGUAGCAGCGCAGAGAAAGUAAAUAAGAUAGUGAAAACACUAUGCCUUUUUCUGACUCCAACAGAGAGAAAAUGUUCCAGAUUAUGUGAAGCUGAAUCAUCAUUUAAAUAUGAGUCGGGACUUUUUGUACAAGGUCUACUAAAGGACUCAACUGGAAGCUUCGUCUUGCCCUUCCGGCAAGUCAUGUAUGCCCCCUAUCCCACCACACACAUCGACGUGGAUGUCAACACAGUCAAGCAGAUGCCGCCGUGUCACGAGCACAUCUACAACCAGCGCAGAUACAUGAGAUCCGAGCUGACAGCGUUCUGGAGAGCCACAUCAGAAGAAGACAUGGCUCAGGAUACAAUCAUUUAUACCGACGAAAGCUUCACGCCUGAUUUGAAUAUAUUUCAAGAUGUUUUACACAGAGACACUCUAGUAAAAGCCUUCCUGGAUCAGAUUUUUCAUCUGAAGCCUGGAUUAUCUCUCAGGAGUACUUUCCUAGCACAAUUUCUGCUUGUCCUUCACAGAAAAGCCUUGACGCUAAUAAAAUACAUAGAAGAUGAUACGCAGAAGGGGAAAAAGCCCUUUAAAUCUCUGAGGAACCUGAAGAUAGACCUUGAUUUAACAGCAGAGGGCGAUCUUAACAUAAUAAUGGCUCUAGCUGAGAAGAUUAAGCCUGGACUACACUCAUUUAUCUUUGGAAGACCUUUCUAUACUAGUGUACAAGAACGAGAUGUUCUAAUGACUUUUUAAAGGUGUGACUUUGCUGUAUUUUAUUGCAGUCCUGAUUGCAGCUAAAGUAGCUCAGUGGUAUAUAUGGGAACUAUUCCCUGAGGUCAUGACCCUGGAGUCAUAAUCGGCAAUGGCAGUUAAAGUUAGAUACACUACAGUUGUCACAAGAAGUCUGUAAAAUGGCAUCAGAUGCAUCGUUGCAAGGGGUGCGUCUUUUCUUUGAUAUGUUUUUCUUGGGAUACAUACUUAUGUUUACAAUGACAAAAAAAUAGUAGUGCUCUUUUAAAUGUGUAAUAAUCAAAUAUAAACUGACCAUAACUACUGUAACUUUUUUUUUUUUUGGAAACGUAUGGUUUACAUACACCAAAGUGAAAUCUGCAUUAGCUUUCACUAUAUAAUACUGGCUGGCUUUCUGUCUCUUGGUGUUCCUUGGUUUAUGGGAUUACUCUAAAGCUUUUACAGUCAAGUGAAAAUUAGAGUAUCGCAGUAAUUUCCGUUCCCAUCAUAAAAGAAAGGAAGUUAAUUCAGUGGUUAGCUUCAGAAAUAAGUCUUUCGUGAAGAAUGCUUAAUUAAAAUGAUUAGGUUCUUCUUUAUACUUUACCCAUCGUAUCAGUCUUUGGAAAUGUCAGGUGAUAUGUAUAUUCCCUGUUAGGAUGAACCACAAUGGGCAUAUUGUUAAUUCAUUGUGCUCUAUCAAAGAAAUAGAGGAAAUUGGAUUUUAUGUUUUAGUAGUUGUUGCCAAUUUCUAAAAUCAGAUUAUUUUUGAACCAAAUUGAAAUGUGUGCCUCCUGUGCCUCCCCUCCCCCCCUUUGGAAAAUAGUUACUUGGAAUAAGUUCAGAUUUUGCUAGUUCAUCAUUUCCAUCUUGUUUUCUUUUUGUGGUCUUACCUUGAGUUGGCAAUCACAAGUAUCUCUGAGAUUACUAAAUUUUUUAGAGAGGAUACUAACUAUGUUAGUUAGGAUAUAUGGAAAAAAAAUCUGGAAAAAUCUGGAAAAAUCUUACUUUCUUAUUCUGUUCACAUUGUUGCCAUCGCUCUUUGCAUCAUUUAAGGAGUAGCAGAGAAACUUCACAGACAUGUAGUUUUAUUUGGUGCUACCUUUACAAAACCAAGAGUUCUAUUUCUUUUGUUUCUUUAAUUUGUUUGAGCCAUUUUUCUAGCUAUGGAAUGACUGGUGAACAUGAUUCUGUGCUAGGACAUAAUCUAUGUGUGAAUAUAGUCAUGCACACAGCAUAAAAAUUAUUUUUAAUUCAUAUCGGUCAAAGUAACACAAAAGGGAAAAGACAUUUAUAAAAGGGAUAAAAGGGACAGCCCCUCAGCCCUUGCCCACCAAAUUUAGCUAGAAACUGUCUAUUCUUAAAAAUUCCUUGAGUGGCUGGAGCAAUAGCACAGUGGGUAGGGCGUUUGCCUUGAACGCGGCUGACCCAGGUUUGAUUCCCAGCAUCCCAUUUGGUCCCCUGAGCACCUCCAGGAGUAAUUCCUAAGUGCAGAGCCAAGAGCAACCUGAGGUGUGACCCAAAAAGCAAAAAAAAAAAAUUCCUUGAACCAAGGUUAAAGACAUAGUACAGCAGGUAAAGUGCUUGCCUUGCACAGGCUCGAUCCCUGGCACCACAUAUGGUACCCUGAGCCAUCUAGGUAGGAGUGAUCCCUUUGUGCAGAUCCAGGAGGAAUGAACAGCCCUGAAUGAACAGCACUGGUGUGGCCCGAAAACAGAAACAAAACCGAACACAAAUCCCUAUAGCCUUUUAAAUCACCAAAAAGCCGUGACACAUCUUAACUUUUAGACUUAGACACACUGAAUCAAAUGACUGAGGCUCUGGAAGGAAACCAUAUUUAUGCCAUCUUUGGGACUCCUUACUCAGUGGUUUUUAUAUCAUAGUGUGGGCUGACAGUUUUAUUUGACUAGUUUAUUGUAUUAUAUAGCAUAUAAGUUGUACAGUGAAAUAAAUUAUUGAAGCAUGUGUAAACACUGUUACAUAUCUUUAGAUGGAGAAUUUUGAAUAAAAUAUCUUUGAAAUUUUGUCUUAUAGUUGUUUCUAAGGAAAAGUAAUGCUGUAAUAUUGAAAGAUUGGCUUCCCCAUCAGCCGACGUUCAUGUUGCAUCUAAUCUAUCUUGAUUGAUUUUCUUUUGAAAAGUAUAUAUUUAAAUGUUCAUAUUAACUGGAAUUUAUUUUUGUUAUUUUGUGGUUUUUUUGUUUGUUUGUUUUUUAAUAAAUUUCUGGGCCAAAGAUGUUUUUUUAAAAAAAAUUAAUUUCUGGGCCUGCACUCAGAAGCAAAUUGCAGGCAUUGUGUGCAUGAGACCAGGGUUCCAUCCUAGCACUGCAAAGAAAAAAAAGUCUUCUAAAACAGAGCUUUCUACCCACUCCCAGAAUUACAUUUUUAUUUCUUAAAUUUAUAUAGUAACAUUUUAAGUAUAUGAUAAUGCUUCAAUAAAUUUAUUUUUUUGAUUUUCCUAUUGUAAGAGUAUCAGUAUAACUCAAGCUAUCUAUUUUAUUCAGAUUCUGUCUAGGUCCAAAAUGAAAUGAAAAUGUAAGGACUUUAAAACUAUUCAUCUGGUAAACAAAUAAGACUCACAUUCUUAUUCCAUCUCGCAGUUAAGUUGAAAGGUUUUUUUUUUUUUAGGAGACUGUUUCAUUGCAGUUCUAAAAUUCUGAAAGAAGAAACACAAACUUAAUAUAAUUAAUGUUAUAAAGUAAAAAAUAGCUUAUUUCUGCAAUGCUACCACUAAACCAGUAGAUAAUAAAUGUUAUUCCUUUUCUUUA
Molecule: messenger RNA, 4305 nt
Organism: Sorex fumeus (smoky shrew)
Lineage: Eukaryota; Metazoa; Chordata; Mammalia; Eulipotyphla; Soricidae
Gene: C9orf72
Product: C9orf72-SMCR8 complex subunit
Exons: 11
Coding region: 122-1567 (481 amino acids)
Biological process (GO): endocytosis; autophagy
Cellular component (GO): autophagosome; endosome
Molecular function (GO): guanyl-nucleotide exchange factor activity
Source: RefSeq, a predicted model, not a curated record